Molecule: messenger RNA, 1680 nt
Organism: Penicillium paradoxum
Lineage: Eukaryota; Fungi; Ascomycota; Eurotiomycetes; Eurotiales; Aspergillaceae
Product: F-box domain protein
Exons: 2
Coding region: 1-1680 (559 amino acids)
Molecular function (GO): protein binding
Source: RefSeq, a predicted model, not a curated record
AUGCUUCUCCAACUUCCCACAGAGUUGAUACAGCUCAUUCUUUGGCACUGUGACACACCGGGCUACUUCCAGGCAGCGUUUACCAGCCGCAGACUCUAUGAGAUUGCUUCCGGUAGCCGGGAAGUCAUCUUACAUCAGCUACAUCAUACUCCUGGCUGGAACCAAGGCAUCGAGACCCAUCAGACCAGGUAUCUAUUUAGCGAAUUGAUGAGACGAUCGUUCAAACAGCUGGAUGGCGCCGAAUAUCACAUAGAAGCCAAAUAUGAGUAUCAGAACCGAGCACUUGACUGCCAUGCAUCGACGUUGGAGGCAUCGGAAGACAGGCUUCGGGCAUUGCUUGUCUUCAAAGGUGAUAGUUCUGUCUACCUGGUCGAUUUGAGCGAUGGGAAUGGGACUCAAGUCGAGCUGGAAUCCCCAGGACAGACUAUCGGGAAUGUCGAGAUCAUCCAAACUGCCUUCGAUGGAGAUCAUGGAGUCUACGUAUUGCAUCGAUUUAAGCCAUUCUUGGACCAGGAGCUGGACACAGAUCACCCAUUUGUUAAACACGCCCUUGAAUCCUGCCCCAAUGGAAGUAUUCAUUUGGCCUAUCACCAUUUGAAUCCCCGGAAACAUAGCAUUCGAAUGUGCGAUUUUCCUGAAUACCGGGACUAUAGGCCAUUAGCUCUGUCUGUUACGAACAGCAAAUUCGCAAUCUCAUGGCAAAACACACACGACUCCUUGGACCAUGACGUUGUGCUCUACACUUGGCUCCCCGAUGAAGAUGACGACGACAAGACACGACACGAGCAAGAUGUUACAGGCUGUAAAGUUAUUCAUGCCGCUCUUGAGACAUAUGCCUUGACUAGUUCAAAUGACCAAGACCCAGAUGUCCAUAAAGCUGGGAGAACAGGCCCUGCAGUGAGAUUGGCAUUCAACGACCGAGGCUUCCAAUUGCUCUACCACUACCGGGCUCAAAACAUCUACGGUGGCUUCCAGAGACUUCAUCGCCUCCCUGGGCGAGAUCAGGGAGAACCAAGGCCACCCGUGAAUGUAAAUGCAUGUACGGUGCAAUUCUCCCCUUCCCUUUCGCUCCAAUUCUCAAUUGCAAUACCAUUCUUCGGUACUCACGAGUUCGGAGAUACAAGUCAAGGAGAACAAUGCCAUUGGCAAUACCUCUCCUUUGGAAUUGCGACUCACCGAGUUGAAAAAUGGACAGUAGCAUGUCUGUUGAAAUCCGAAACCUAUACUGGACAGCGAUGUACCCACGUGUUGAAUCUUGACCGCGGAAGGCGUUUCAACAAUUGGAAAAUCAUGGCACAGCUUGUGGGAUUCCAGGAAUUGACAACCUCGCAUGGAUCUCGCGUGGCUACUUCACGUCAUGGAACUCGGAUUGCUGUCGCUAACUGGAAAACCCUUUAUAUCUGGGCAUUGAAUCCAUCUGAAUUGAUCGAAGGCAAUAGCACCGGCUUCUAUCCACGUUCAUGGGAAUCCUCUAUAGGUGUUAUCGGGUUAAGACCAGUUGUUCUCCAAUUAGAGGCGGUCUGUUCGCAAUUACGGUUCACUGAAAAGGAAGACGAGGUGAUUGCGAUUACUGAUCGUGGAUUGAUGUACCUGAGUUUGGGUUAUGGCAAAGGCCAGGGUCGGAAACCAUGCGUGACGAGUAGAACGAAGGUGCCCGAGUGCAGUGAGAAUAAUGUUUGA